AAGAGGCUUCCUUCUGGGACGACAGCCAUGCAGAUCAAUUUGAUGCAGUGUGCAGCAUAUGGUCUGAGCACUGACAGGCUGACCCCCCACCCCUUCAACCUCUGCAGCAAUGCUGGCAGCAUUCGGUCUAUGCAAUCUUCUUAUAGCCUAGACUAGGGUUGGGCAACUGUGGCCCUCCAGCUGUUGGUGAACUACAAGUCCCAUCAUGCCUCUGCCUUUGGGAUUCAUGCUUGUAACUGUCAGUUUUGCAAUGCCUCAUGGGACUUGUAGUUCUACAACAGCUGGAGGGCCACAGUUGCCCACC
This is a messenger RNA of Staurois parvus, 304 nucleotides long. The record is from the annotation of a GenBank genome assembly. Lineage: Eukaryota; Metazoa; Chordata; Amphibia; Anura; Ranidae.